CGGGUGCCUGACUACUGGACCACUGUGUUGAACAUAACUUCCAUCGUCCCUCACCACUAAGCUGGCCUGCCCAUCGGGAUGGCAACGAUGACUGCUACCACUACUGCCACGGCCACUUCCACUGUUCCAGACGUGAAGCCGCUUCAGUCCAAGAAAAAAUCGACCUCUUCGCGACCGUUUACCGCGGCUGCGCCACCUCCAGUCGAUCUUGAAGGGAAGACCGUGCCGUUCAGCCAACGCUGGGGCUUUUCCUCGCAUGUCUUUACAAACGAUCUGAUUCGCUCGUCUGUCUUUGACGCCGUCGUCAUUGGCUCCUUCGUUGCCUUCAAUGCUUCUCCAUACGCCAUCAAGACAUACGCCUACCUCGAAGAGAACUUUACGCCGUUCCAAAUCAACGCCUAUGGCACCUUUGCCAUUACAACGCUGCUCUACUGGGCUUUUGCCGGCCUCUUUGCGUUUGUGGACCUGACGGGGCGGCCGAGAUUCCUGUUCAAAUACAAGGUCCAGCCGUUUGCACGAGUGGACGCCAGGGACUAUGCCAAGAUCGCUCAGGUGGUCAUCAAGAACCAGCUCGUGGUUGUCUUGCCCCUCAUCCUGGCCAAGGGCAAGAUCUUCCCGUCCGCCAUCAGCCCAAGCAAGCUGCAGGGGCCUUGGGAGACCUUGGGGCAUAUCUUUUUCAAUGUCCUCUGCACUGAAGUUGGUUUCUACUUCAUCCACAAGACCUUCCAUUCGCCUGCGCUGUACGCAACCUACCACAAGCAGCACCACACGCUCACGGCGCCCGUCGGCCUGGGCGCGACAUACUGCGGCGUCGCCGAACAUCUCUUCAGCAACCUCUUGCCCAACGCCAUUGGCACGACGAUCCUGCAGCCCCACUGGUCCGUUGCCCUCUUUACCUUUUGCUACCUCGAGAUCGGCACCAUCUGCGCGCACAGCGGCUACAACUUCCCAUACAUGCACACGAGUCUGCGGCAUGACUGGCACCAUUUCAGCUUCAACGAGAACUUUGGACCGACCGGCCUGCUGGACAUCUUGUUUGGGACUGGGAAGAGGUACGACCAGGCUCUGGCCGACGGGAUGAAGCGCAACGGAGGAGACUUGGACAAGGCAAGGGAGGACCUCCUUGCUCGUCUGGCGGUGUGGGAGGCGAGCACGGAAAAGAACGAUGUGGUUGAGGAAAGUUUGGAUGAGGAGGAUGUAAAGAAGGCUCUCCUGGAGUAGAUUCAGCUCAGCAAGUAAACUGGCAUGGACAAGCAAGUCACUGCAAUAGGAGCGAAAUCCAAUGAUGUCAGCUA
Molecule: messenger RNA, 1295 nt
Organism: Acaromyces ingoldii
Lineage: Eukaryota; Fungi; Basidiomycota; Exobasidiomycetes; Exobasidiales; Cryptobasidiaceae
Product: C-4 methylsterol oxidase
Exons: 4
Coding region: 88-1221 (377 amino acids)
Biological process (GO): sterol biosynthetic process
Molecular function (GO): iron ion binding; C-4 methylsterol oxidase activity
Source: RefSeq, a predicted model, not a curated record